Molecule: messenger RNA, 5309 nt
Organism: Amblyraja radiata (thorny skate)
Lineage: Eukaryota; Metazoa; Chordata; Chondrichthyes; Rajiformes; Rajidae
Gene: klf5l
Product: Kruppel like factor 5 like
Exons: 5
Coding region: 176-1549 (457 amino acids)
Biological process (GO): regulation of transcription by RNA polymerase II
Molecular function (GO): DNA-binding transcription factor activity, RNA polymerase II-specific; RNA polymerase II cis-regulatory region sequence-specific DNA binding
Source: RefSeq, a predicted model, not a curated record
AGCCCAGAUCGCAACCUGGGCGAGUAGCGCGCGCGUGGCGUCGCUGCGGGGAAGUUUGGAUUUCACUUCAUUUUUUUAAUUUGCCUUGUUAUUCAUUCUUUUAACGCGAAUUGCAAACGCACACACACACGUAUAGAAAGUAAGUAAAGGUGCAGAGCACCAUUUCAAGUCAGUGAUGUCGAGCAGCGGGCUAGCCAUCAGCGUCCCCCACGCUGAAGAAAUCGCUGUUUUUGCCCAACUCAAGCCGGUGGCCAUGGCCGUCGGCGCCUCCGAGGAGCAGUCGGUGUUUGAAGACAUCAAACCGCCGGUCAGGAUGAUGGAGACUCAGCACGAAAUGGGCCAGGCCAAUAUAUAUCUGAGCGAAGAUGCCAUUAAGCCAACAGGCUUACUGAAAUCACAGUUAUUGCAACUGCUGCAAACAACUACAUCUCCAAGUCAAGUAAAAUUGGAAAUGGACAAGUAUCUGACACCGCUAAUUCCACCACCUAUGACAAUUCUGGACCAGAAGAAGUACCGAAGAGAGAGUGCCUCAGUAAUAGAUGAGUUCUUUGAGGAGCAGAUUACAUCACCAUACAGCUUGAAUAUCAACCUAAUUCUGCCUGAAAUCACACACCUGAGAACAGGCCUUUACAGAUCUUCAAAACCAGUUCUCCCACAAGUAAAGACAGAACAGGCCACUAACUUCACCCAGUCAUGCACAUCCAGUACGACAAAUGCCCUGCCUGAAUUCACCAGUGUGUUCAAUGUGCCACAGUCAGUUCCUGUGAAUAAUAUCUUCAUCAAGCAAGAAGCCCUGUCCCCAGAACUACCACUCCCUGUCAGUUCACAUCAACCUCAGAUGUACCAAAUGCCAAUGAAUACAGAUGUUGUCAACAUGCCUUUGAGCUCUAACCAGUCACUUGGCAACACUACAGUUAUUCAUAGUCGUAACAGUGUUACCAUGUCAACAGGCAUGGGUAGACCAAACAACCUGUGUUCUCAGUCUUCAAUUAAACAUUUUCAACCCGUUGUAACCACACCAAAUGGCUAUGUUGUGCCAGCCCAUUAUUAUCGGCAACAGACUUCAUACUUGCCACCCUCACCACCAAACUCCCAACCUGGCAGCCCAGAAAACCAGCCUGAUCUUAUCAAUACACUCUCGCCACCACCAUCAUAUGCUGCAUCAGUGGCAUCAAAGAUCCAUCAUUCACAGAUUCAUAAUCUUCCGACUACUUUGCAGUCCUGCCAAUCUAACUUCCAGCAAGCAAAAUACAGUCGACGUAACAACCCUGAGUUGGAGAAGAGACGCAUUCAUCACUGUGAUUUUCCAGGUUGUGCUAAAGUUUACACCAAGAGUUCUCAUUUGAAAGCCCAUCAAAGAACCCACACAGGUGAAAAACCAUACAAGUGUACAUGGGAUGGUUGCGAUUGGCGCUUUGCUCGUUCUGAUGAACUUACAAGACACUACAGAAAGCACACGGGAGCUAAACCUUUCAAGUGUAUUGCCUGUGGUCGUUGCUUUUCACGUUCAGAUCACUUGGCUCUUCACAUGAAGCGACACCAGAACUAGACCAAGUGGCACAUGUGUGACGGACUGAUUUCUAAAAUAUACAGAUGAACAAAGUACUGCCAUUUCACACGUAGAAAUACAGGAGAUGAAUAGCUGCAUAUUUUUGAAAGGAUAUAUUGUUAGUAGCAAAAAGUUGUUUAACUGGAAAAUGAUUAUUGAAAGCAUUCAAUUCACAGAAAAAGUAAAUGUUGUAUUAUUUAUUUGUAUUUCCUGAUAGCAAGCUUGAAAUGUUGUAGAAAACAUGAUGAGUAUGUUGAAGAAUAACAAUACAUUUCUAUUCAAUGUAUGAAUUAAAUUGUUGGAAUGUGAACUUGGAAUUUGAUUAGCUAAUAGUCAUGGUUAAAUAGCCAGAUAAUUAAGGGAUGAGACAGCACCCGAUGCACCUGCAGCCUGGAAAUUACUGAGAGCAGUGUUAUCAUACAACUAACACUAUCUGACCUUAGCAUUCCCUCCACUUUUUAUUAACAGAAAAGUUUAAUUGUUUUGAAAAUAAGUUGUCAUCCAGUGAAGAGAGGAGUUUAAUGAGAAAGAUACAGAGAAGCUCCAGGUUGAAUUGGACUGGUUGAAAGAGUGGUUAAAUAUGUGGCAGAUGCUGUAUAAUAUUGAUCACUAUGACCUUCUCCAAUUUGGUGGCAAAACGUAAAAGCAGAUUAUCUGAAUAACGCUAGACUUGGAAAGGUGGUAGUAUAGUGAGCUCGGAAUAUUUUCGGUGCCAUUUGCUGAAGUAAGCUUGCAGGUGCAGCAGGCGAUUAAGAUGACUACUUGUACGCUCCUUCAUUGUGAGAGGAUAUAUAGAGCCUUGGUGAGACGAUAUCUGUGUGCAGUUUUGGACUCUUUAUCUGAGGAAGGAUGUUCUUUCAAUGCAGACAGUUCAGCAAAUGUUUACCAGGCUGAUUCCUGGAACGGUAGGGCUGACAAAUGAAGAAUGGGUCCACUAGAGUUUAGUAGAAUGAGAGAAGAUCUGAUAGAAACCCAUACAAUUCAAACAAUUUUGGACAGAUUAGAUUGCAAGAAAGAUGCUCCCAAUAGCAGUCUGGGGGUCACAAUCUAAGGUUAAGCCACUGCAAUAAGAAACGUCCUCUUCACAGGGUUCUGACAAUGCAGAGUUUUCUGCAACAGAAAAUAAUUGAAAUCAAAACAUGAAAUAUAUACAGUGAGGAGUUAUACAGUGUAUACAGGAACAAGGAUGAGAAAGAUUUAGAGGGAUAUGGGCCAAAUAGAUGGGGCAGCUUGGUUGGCAUGGACAAGUUGAGCCAACCGGCCUGGUUCCAUGCUCUAAGACUCUAUGACAGUGAGGAGUUAGAUAUUGUUUAUCAGACACGAGGGAUUGAGGCAUAUGGGAAGAAAGCUCGAAACAAAUACCACAUUAGGAGGAUCGCAAUGAUCAUAUUGAAUGGCAGAGGAGACUGGAAAGAUUGAAUAACCUGCUCAUCUUUUUAUAUGUUUCUAAUAUGAAAAUGUUAAGAUGUUUGGACAGUCAUCUGCAACCUCCCUGGGUGAAUAGCCUGUCCUGAAGGGAGCUCUGCUGAGAGAAUCUAUGCCAGAAAAUUGAAACUAUAUCCAUCGAUUACACACAGAGCACUGGACUACAGAAUUGCCCCUGAACAGUUAAUAAAUGUAGUAUGUAUACAUUAAACUUUCAUGUAAUGGCGUAAUUUAGCCAUUUAUCGGCUUAUUUUGGCAAAAACAAUAUUUUAAGGACAUCAGGGAAGAUAAAUAGAAUCAGAUGUCAUUCAUAAAGUCAAAGAUAAGGCACCUCAUUUUAGAUAACGACAUUGCUCACAUCGACAUGGUUUGCCUGCAACUAAUGUACAAUGGGUCGAUUCAGGAGAGCUUCUCUUGUCAACUCUGCAUUCUUUCAUGCGAUUUGAAUGGCUGUGACUAUCCCAGGCUUUACAUCACACCUGAGACUUAAUUCCUUGCUUAUAUUUUAGAAAAUAAUGUUAGUGAGUUUCUCCAACAAUUAUUAUAGUGGUAAAAGUUGAGAAAGAUGUCACAGUUAGCAACUUAACGCCGGGAUUAAUUCCUGCUAAAUAUUAGCUCUAUGUUUUGUGCCAAGACUCUUGCUUAAAAUAUGAUGUUACUUUUUUAUUAUUUUGGUGUAUAUGAACUGCUGAAUAUUAACUGCAUUGACAAGGGCCAUUUGAAUAUGGACAAUUUGCCUUAAGUACACAUGUCCUCUACUGAUCAUUGUGGGACAGGGAAUUUUUAGAAAGCAUUGGAUUUAAUGCAUGCUAAAAAUAGCUUUUUAUUAUAACUACUAAUGGCCAUUGGCUAAUCAAACUAUUGUAACCUCAUGAAUUGAAGCACUAUGUGGGAUUUGCAUCCAACUAUUUCUAUGCUGACUAUUGUAAUAUUGUUAAAGAUUUUAAAUCAUUUCUACAUUCUGAUUUUAUUCAAGGAUAAUUUGAUCUCUUUAAAUUUUCCUGCUAUUUUAAAUACCAGUUAGCUAGCUUUAACAUUGAUCGUUUGAAAUUUGUCAUGACACUGAACUGAUCAACAUUAUGAUCAAUACAUUUAUUCACUAGCAAAAUUACACAUAUGCCCCUCAGGUAAUCGUGACACUGCUUUAACCAGGUUUAACUGGAUGCUCACAUAUACAUAAUGUAUGUCCCUGUGGACAUAUCCUAAUAUUUUUCAGCACUUCAUUUCUCCAAAAAAACUUAAUGGAAAAUAUUAGAAAUUAUAUACUAUAUGGAUAUCUAAUAAAUUGCCGUAAGUAAACUGAAAAUAAAUUAAUGACGUGCUUCUAACUGUAUUAUUUUUUAAAGUACACACAUUGUUGAUCACGUUUGUAAAUGUAAAUGUGUAACAUACUGCAGUUAUCAAAGUUUCUGAAAGUGAGAAGAGAGUUGAUCAGGUAUGAAAGUGAGAAUCAAAAUGGAGGGAUUUGGGGAGAAUGAGAGUGAAAAGACCUGUUUUCACUCGCCUUUACCCUUCCCCAAUCCCAAAUGGACCCAUAAUAAAGGAAGUUGAUUCCGAGGCAAUUUAGCUGCUUCUGGCCUGGACAUGAAAAAUGGCUCUUUAGAUGAGUUAUCUAAGGGCGACUGCCAAGUAAGGGACCCUGUGUCAGGUCAGACUUUCAAGCCAGGAAAUGAGAUAAUUAUAGAAGAAACAUCAAUUUUAAUGAAUCAACUUACAGAGAAAGUGAUAGGGUUUAGACAGACCUCAACGUUAGUAACAACACUGAUAACAUUAAUUGAAUGAUCAGCCGUUUGGAUUGCUUUCAAUUAAGAUAAUUAGCAUAGAUAAGCUGGAUUUACACUGAGGGAGUAAAGAGCAAAAAUUCCUCAACCCAUAUGAAAGAUUGCAAAAUAUGACAUUUGGGGGCACUUAAUUAAGUAUAAUUAGCCAACUAAAUCCACAUUCAUUCGAUGUUACACAAGAAGCAUGCAGCGUGAUUAUUACUGUUGAGUUGUGUGCCAUUGGAUGAAAGGUUUACAACUUGUGGAACGACGUUUAUCUUUUUUUUAUCAAGUACCCAAAGAAACAAUGGCAUGUAAAUAUUGGGAUAUUUUGCAUUGUAUAUAAUUUUUAUAAGUUGUUAAAAUAAUGUUUAUAUUCAGAACAAACGGGAAGAAAAUGGUGGUAGUUUUAAUCUGUUAUCACGUAUUUUUUAUAAUGUAGCAUUUCACAGAAUCAAAAGAAUUAAUGUUUUGAAAUAAAUCUUAUAUACAGUGAUUUGGGAUUUUGUUAAGAUCUAUAUUGUACAAUAUGAGAAAAGGAACAAAAUAAAAACUGUUUAUAGUUUGAACUGUAA